Trematomus bernacchii (emerald rockcod) is the source of this 2592-nucleotide messenger RNA. It is a transcript of the gene ppp1r1b, whose product is annotated as protein phosphatase 1, regulatory (inhibitor) subunit 1B. Gene Ontology annotation, cellular component: cytoplasm. Gene Ontology annotation, molecular function: protein phosphatase inhibitor activity. The coding region runs from base 343 to 1005 and encodes 220 amino acids. NCBI's taxonomy places the organism in Eukaryota, Metazoa, Chordata, Actinopteri, Perciformes, Nototheniidae. Gene Ontology annotation, biological process: intracellular signal transduction. The transcript is spliced from 5 exons. The record is from RefSeq and is a predicted model, not a curated record.
UCUCUCCCUUACAGCCACAUCUGAGGACCUGCUUCAUUCACUCCAGCUGCACAGGUUCUAUAGCCAGUGAAAAAAGAGAGAAAGGGGGAGAACAGAAGAGGUACAAGAGAAUAUUAGCAGCUGCUGGAGAGGGGGAAGAAGACAGGAGGUGAACAAGAGAGGGUUUCUGUUCAGUGUGUUGCUUUGAGUCAGGGUGCGAGGGUAAGGUGAAGAAGAGAUAAGACAAGUCUUCAGGAGCGGGACCACUCAGGAAGUUUCCUUCAACCUCCAAGGAGGUUUUUAGUGAUCUUCGGCAGAGACCCCUACUUUCUGCUGGGAGUCAGACCCCCAGGAUCCAAAGUCAUGGAGCCCUCUGUGUCUACCCAGGUCGAGGAAAAGCCCAAGGAGAGGAAGAAGAUCCAAUUUGCUGUGACAACUGAGGUGGAGGAGAAGCCCAAGGAAAGGAAGAAGAUCCAAUUUGAUAUGUCAUCUGAGGACGAAGACGAGCCCAAGGAGAGGAAGAUCCAUUUUGAUAUGCCGGCCUCUGUGCCCUCCAACCUGGACCCUCGGCAAGUGGAGAUGAUCCGGCGCAGGAGGCCAACACCUGCCACGCUGUUCAGAGUAGCCGACCAAUCAUCUCCCGAGGAUGAUCAGUCCACCCAUCAGUGGGUCGUAGGAGAGAACGGAGUACUCAAACCAAAACGUGUCAACCCAAAUGUGUAUCAGCCUCCAUCACUCAGAGCUGUGCAGAAGAUGGCCGAAGCACAUAUGCAGCACCUAGGUAUCUACCCCCCCUUGGAAGACCCUUGUGAAGGGGAGGAGGAGGAGGACGGCUGGCAGGGAGAGGACACAUCUCCCACCCAAGCUGCUGAUCACACAGAGACGACAACCGAGCAGUCAGACAAGUUCUCCAGCGUGAGAGAGACAGCCAAAGAGAUCCAGGCAGCACAAGAGGAAGAGAGGGAGGAAGAGGACGAGGGUGAAGAGAAGGAAACGACAGAGGAGAGCAGGCGGGGAAUUAACUGAGAGAGAGAGAGAGGGGGAAGAACUGGGGGGGAGUGAAGGUGUUUUAUGAAAUGGUUCAAAGCUAAAGACCUCAGAUGAGAUCAGGAAACGGGUGUGUGCUGUUUGGUGGAUGUGAGGAUGAGAGCUGAAUGAAAUCAAACAUGAGAGUGAGCAAAGAUCUCUGUUCACCUCUAAAGAUUGAAAGGGAAAGGUGGAUUAAAGAGAGGACAGAGAGAAGUCAGCCCUCAUGAGCAGGUGAGGAAUUAUCUGCUGACUGAGCAGUAAUGUCCCUUUGUUUAUAAUGAGAGUGGAGGGACAACAAGGUCAACAUGACCAAAUACCCUGACCAACAAGACCAGUCCUCCCUCAUACCUUAAUGCUUCUACACAAAGAUACAUGUUUCUCUAAAGAUGAUAAUUAUUACCACAAUAAACACACUCACAUAUAUUUGUCACAGAAUCUGUCUCUUAGAAGACCCAUGCAAAAAAAAGCCUAUACAUACGUAUGGUAUGAUGCAAAUUUAUUUUGAAACAUCAUUGUUAUGAUUUGCAUAAAACGUGCUUGUGCUGCCAUCUUGUGGUUGAAAUGGGAUUGACAGUUUCAAAGUGAUACUCCAGCUAAUAUCGAUCUUAAAUACAUUACAUUUAUUAAAAGGCAAUCUAGUAUCAGUACAUAUUUAAUAAAAUAUAGAUACUGAAAACACUUGGAGUAUCACUUUACGUAAGACUUAAUAAUAAGCUCCAAAAUGUUUUGUCUAUAACUGUGUUAAAUCCAAGAGCCAUUGAGUGUGUUUGAAUAUUUCAUACCAUAUUUUUUACAUUUGAGUAUACUUUACUAAAUGAAUCCUAAAAGGGCAAAGCUACCUCUAAUUAGAUGGAAAUACCAAACAGUUGCUUUCAUGCAUCACACAUUUAUUAAACUGGAUUCAUUGUGAACUGACACCAUGUAAAGAAGAACAAAUAUUUUAAAUUAUAAUACUGUUCACUAAUUUCAGGCUAAAAAAUUCCCUUUUGUAUGUCAUCGCUUUUCUAUUGUCAUCUUUUUAAAUGUAUGUUAGGAUCUGUUGUUAAAGCUAUUUUUCUAAUCUAACGUCCGGUGUAUGAGUAGCUCAGCUCUGUCCUGUUUCCACUCUCUAUAUCCAACUUGCAAGCCGAAAACCAGGCACUGUGGUUACUGUAUAACUGACAUUCUAGCAAUGCUCUCUUUUUAACAACAUAUUGACUGUCUCUCUUUUCUAAGGUUUUUUAAAUCAGCAUCUGAUCUGAUUUCCAGUUUAGCUGAAUAUAAAGGAUUUGUUAUUUUAGUGCAAAGGAUUCCAGUUGUGCCACAAUAAUUAAAUGUUUGUUUCCUCUGAGCUGCGGUUUGUAAAUAAAAAGUCCGUGAAACUUGGACCUCUGUCCUGCCCAAAUGAUGGGAUGAAUGGAUGAGGCUCUGCAGCUGACUCUCUGUCCCCCUCCCCUCUCCACCGGGUCAGAAGAACUCUGGAAAGACUUGUAUGAACUAUUAUGUUUAUUCUGUCUUUAUUUUAUUUUUCCAUUCUCUUGCUUUCUCAAUGUGAUGCUUUUGUUUUUAAAAUAAACAACUUAUCCUUUUUCUCCUUCAAACAGA